ACUUGACACAGUAUCUCUCUACCAUCUUCUACCCAUUCUUUUUCAUACUGAAUUUUAAUUUAUCCUGAUACGAUGGAGCCACGAACGGCGGAAAGUCCGAUGGACUUCGAGUGGCAGUCCAAGCCGCCCGGCGAUGUGACGUCGCCUUUUUACCAGCUCAGCAUGCAGCAUGACAACCAGAAGAAACGUCCUCAUAGUAUUUUCGACUCCCCUGGAAAGAAGUCCUUGCCUGCCCUCCGAGAGCCGAACUCGCAACCAUACCUCUUUUCCCAGCCCCGAACCCAGCAGCCACCAGGCACCCCAAAACCCAGCUUCAACCACUCAGCUUUCAUGACCCCGCGCAAGUUCGAGGUAGAUUUCUCUUCCGGCGCUGAAAACAUGUCCUCCCCCGAGCAUGCAGACAACGAAGACACCCCCGAACAACCUACGACGUCAGCACACCGCAACUCGCUGUACAGCAUGUACGGUCGGUUCGCACCCAGCCCCGGCCGUGGUGAAAUUCCUCGCGUGAGCCACUAUUCGAAUGCAUUGGCGCGACGUGUUCAAAAGAGACGGCGUAGAGAUAAGGCAUUGGAUCUACAGAUACGGAAAGAGGACAGUGAUGACGAGAGUGACGAUGCGGACGCGGGGACUUUGAAGGCGACAAAGACCCGGCACGACCAGAUACAGCCGGAAGCCCAAACCGGAUCGCGCUUGUCCUCAUUUUCGGACUUCUUCGCCUUGCUUGAAGCGCACCCUAACAUUCCGAGCAUUCUCUCGUGGUGGGCACAGCUAGUGGUCAACCUCUCGCUAUUCUCGCUUGCCGUCUACGUGGUUUUCGGCUUUGUAUCGGCUAUUCGUGCUGAGUUCGACCAGGCGGCCGAAGAGGUGUCGGAUACAAUCCUGGCGGAGAUGGCAGCGUGCGCGAAGAGCUAUGUUGACAAUCGAUGCGCCGGCGGAGAUCGUCUUCCUGCGCUGGAGACUGUAUGCGAGAACUGGGAGCGAUGCAUGAAUCGGGACCCGGCCAAGGUUGGACGGGCCAAAGUGUCCGCGCACACGAUGGCGGUGAUCAUCAACAGCUUCAUUGAUCCUAUAAGUUGGAAAGCAAUUAUGUUUUUCCUGGCCACCAUUUCAACAGUCACCGUUGUCAGCAAUUGGUCAUUCCGUUCUUUCCGCAACCGCUACAACCAGCAUGAAUACUCUCAUCCUGCUCCGGCCUUCACGAGACAGGCAUCCGGUCAGCAUCAUCCCCCGCCGAUCGCUCAGUCGCACUAUCCCUACCAGCAUAACCCAGGCUACGGAUACAUGGGACCUCAAGGUCAAGGGUCUGCGCCCGGCUUUGAGAAGCAGGAGGCACCCCUGCUGCUUGAGCAAGCGCAAGGAAAGAGAUUUGCGACCGAACGAGGUCGUAGCCGUGACUCGCGCCUACGCACUCCAAGUCCAAUCAAGCGCCUGCUGUGAUCUGUUUAGUGGCUUACGACCUUCGACUUUACACGUGUGGACCUGCGUGGUAGUGCCUGGGUUGUCCUAAAAUUGCAUGUGUCGGUGGCGAUGGAGUUCGAGUUGAUUUUAUCAAGGACAAAUAUGGUUAGGUGUUCCGUGCAUACGCCCCAGCUGGGCCUGGAGUUUUGGAUAAGAGCUUUGUGUACAUUAUUGAGUUUUCUCUGUUCAAGGACGUCGAAUAUCCG
Messenger RNA from Aspergillus saccharolyticus JOP 1030-1, 1667 nucleotides. RefSeq names its product putative nuclear envelope protein Brr6. The transcript has 3 exons. Bases 73 to 1440 code for a protein of 455 amino acids. Gene Ontology annotation, cellular component: nuclear membrane; nuclear envelope. The record is from RefSeq and is a predicted model, not a curated record. Gene Ontology annotation, biological process: lipid homeostasis; nuclear envelope organization. Lineage: Eukaryota; Fungi; Ascomycota; Eurotiomycetes; Eurotiales; Aspergillaceae.